UUCCUGCCUUCACCCUAAAGCUAAAGGUUUAGCAGCGUUAGCCAUGUCAGGUGUGGGGGAACCUUCAGCGGACUCCCUGGACCUCAAAGGGAGCCAGGAGUUCGACGUGGAGGCGGAUGAACAUUUCGGGGAUGAUUUUGCUCUGGACCCAACUCGAUACAUGUUUUACAGAGAGAGGAAGGAGUGGGACGAUCUGGAGCCAGUUCCGCAGGAUGACGGACCGAACCCUGUGGUGAAGAUAGCUUACUCUGACAAAUUCUCCGAUGUUUACGACUAUUUCCGUGCACUCUUAAAGAAAGAUGAAAAAAGUGAAAGAGCUUUCGCUCUGACAGCAGAUGCCAUCGAGCUGAACGCUGCAAACUACACAGUCUGGCACUACAGACGAGUGCUGCUGCAAGCCUUAUCCAAGGACCUGAGGGAGGAGAUGAGAUACAUUACCAACAUAAUCGAGGACCAACCCAAAAACUACCAAGUCUGGCAUCACAGACGUAUGGUGGUGGAGUGGUUGAACGACCCCUCGGAGGAGCUGGAGUUCAUCGCAGAUAUCCUCAGCCAAGAUGCCAAGAACUACCACGCCUGGCAGCACCGGCAGUGGGUCAUCCAGGAGUACAAACUGUGGGACAACGAGCUGGAGUUUGUGGAGGGUCUUCUGGAGGACGACGUGAGGAAUAACUCUGCAUGGAACCAGAGGCAUUUUGUAGUUUCUCACACCACAGGCUUCUCCGAUCCAGCUGUGGUGGAAGCAGAGAUUAAGUAUUGUCUGAGCCAGAUCAAGAAGGCUUCUCACAACGAAAGUGCCUGGAAUUAUUUAAAAGGGAUGCUGCAGGACAGGGGUCUGUCGGGUCAGGCGGGUCUGCUGGAGAAGGUGCUGGAGCUGAAGGAGACGCACUGCUCGCCCUACCUUCUAGCAUUUCUGUUCGACUGCUACGAAGAUGUCUUGGAGAACGGCGUCCAAAAGGAGAAUAUGGAGGAGCAGGAACGGCGGGGAACUUUGAGAAAGGCUUUAGAAAUUUGUGAGCUCCUGGCGCAGGAGAAGGACACCAUUCGUAGGGAGUACUGGCAGUUUUUGGGACGUUCUUUAAAGAGCAAGUACGGCGGCGACAGCAGUCCUUGUGAGGAGCGUGUGGCCGGUGAUGGCCAGGCGUCGGACUCCCAGGAGACCAGCUAGGCCUCCGGGAGACGCACACCGUUUACACUCCGAUCAGCGCAUCAACAACGCCGUCAGCAGAGUCAAACCGUGGAUUCUGGUCUGACUGUAAACUGUUGUAUGCAUCUCUAAGAAAGUUUUGAAUAAUAACACGGUUAGCUAGGAGAAUGUACCGAGUCUCACACACACAGAAAUCUCUCUCUCUCCUACUUUAGUCCCUGGAGGAGUUAAUUAAUCACACAACUAACCUGCAUCUUUUUCCAGAAUUGGAGAUCUUACGUGGUCAGUUUAUCAGCUCCUUCAGCGUUCAGGUGAUGUUAUUGCUCAUGAAAUGGCCCGAGGACGUCUGUGGGGGUUUAUCGCUUUAGUCUUAAUAGUUAUAAAUAUCUGAUUGGAGGAAAAUAAAUCUGCACGACUGGGAACACAUUUUCUUAUCUAUCCCCCCUGCUAACUGAUUAAAUUGGCCUGCUGUGUGUAAGGAAACACACCUUCAACACAAACUGUAAAUGACUUUACCCUUCAGUGGAGCUGGUUGUAUAAUAUGUGUAUUUCUGUUUUAACUUGGGGACGACAAACGCACUGUUUAUAUUGACGUUUAUUUGUAAAACCUCUCUUUCCGUGAUAAUAAAGCAGUUGAGAGAUGAAGUGCAUGUUGCUGGAUGUA
Messenger RNA from Cololabis saira (Pacific saury), 1811 nucleotides. It is a transcript of the gene fnta, whose product is annotated as farnesyltransferase, CAAX box, alpha. The transcript is spliced from 9 exons. Gene Ontology annotation, biological process: protein geranylgeranylation; protein farnesylation. Gene Ontology annotation, molecular function: CAAX-protein geranylgeranyltransferase activity; protein farnesyltransferase activity. Bases 44 to 1168 code for a protein of 374 amino acids. NCBI's taxonomy places the organism in Eukaryota, Metazoa, Chordata, Actinopteri, Beloniformes, Belonidae. The record is from RefSeq and is a predicted model, not a curated record. Gene Ontology annotation, cellular component: cytoplasm; protein farnesyltransferase complex; CAAX-protein geranylgeranyltransferase complex.